Eupeodes corollae is the source of this 1252-nucleotide messenger RNA. Its product is annotated as cAMP-dependent protein kinase catalytic subunit 2-like. The transcript is spliced from 5 exons. Gene Ontology annotation, biological process: peptidyl-serine phosphorylation. The record is from RefSeq and is a predicted model, not a curated record. Gene Ontology annotation, molecular function: ATP binding; cAMP-dependent protein kinase activity. Bases 141 to 1208 code for a protein of 355 amino acids. Gene Ontology annotation, cellular component: nucleus; cAMP-dependent protein kinase complex. Lineage: Eukaryota; Metazoa; Arthropoda; Insecta; Diptera; Syrphidae.
AGCCUCAUGUAACUGAUAUCGCUCCGAUUAAAUCACUUAAAAAAACGAUUUUCAUUUUAAAAAAAUAUAUUUUUGACAGCUGUUUUGUAUUUUUAACAAUUUUUUGAAUCUUUCAAAACAUUAUAUUCGAAUUCUCAAAAAUGUUAACAGAAACUUUCCCUUUAUUUGCCUGUGAAAAGGAUAACAGUUACGAUGAGCUCUUGGAAGAAAUGAAAAGAGAGUUCCUGACCAAAUGGGAAAAAAAUAAAACAUCGGUAUUGAGAGGGCUUGAUGAUUUUGAGCAAAUAGCAGUUUUAGGAGUUGGCUCUUUUGGACGAGUCAAACUCUGUAAAGAUACAUCAACAGGCAAGUACUGUGCUAUUAAGGUUAUGUUGAAAGAGCACAUUGUCAAGCAUAAGCAAGUGAAGCAUGUCUAUCAAGAGAAACUUGUGCUACAGUCAAUAAACUUUCCUACCCUAAUAACUUUAGAAUUUUCCCGAAAGGAUAACGAUUAUUUAUACUUGGCAAUGCCUUACAUAAUUGGAGGCGAACUCUUUUCAUAUCAUCGAAAGGUAAAGAAAUUCAACGAAAAACAAGCAAGAUUUUACUGUGCUCAAGUAUUUCUUGGUUUUGAGUACUUGCAUAAGUUACAUGUGAUUUAUAGAGACUUGAAGCCUGAAAACAUUCUCAUAGACAAAAAGGGCUAUAUUCGAAUAACUGAUUUUGGAUUUGCUAAGCGAGUUUUAGAUAGAACCAUGACACUUUGUGGAACACCUGAGUACCUUGCUCCAGAAAUUAUUCAGGCCAAACCUUAUGGACCCAGCGUUGACUGGUGGGCUUUUGGAAUCCUCAUCUACGAACUUGUUUGUGGAAAAUCACCGUUUGCAAAUUAUAACAAGGAUCAUAUGAAAAUGUAUUCCAAAAUCUGUGAUGGCUUUUAUAAAAUGCCACCUUAUUUUAGUAGGGAUUUAAGAGAUUUGGUGGAUAACUUGUUGCAAGUUGAUCUUUCAAAGAGAUUUGGCAACAUGAUGAAUGGAAAUAAGGACAUUAAGGAACAUCAAUGGUUCAAGUCUAUUGAUUGGUGUGGUUUGUACAAUCAAGUGAUUGAAGCUCCUUAUAUUCCAAGUGCAACGGAUCUCGAAGACACCAGCAAUUUUGAUAAAUUUCCAAAUGUUGAUCUGGUGCAUUCCAAUUUGAAUAAGUUUGAAGAAUACUUUGCAGAAUUUUAGUGGUUUUCAAAAGAAAUAUUAUUUUACCUCCAAUAAAAAAAUAU